This is a messenger RNA of Coffea eugenioides, 2312 nucleotides long. RefSeq names its product pentatricopeptide repeat-containing protein At3g46790, chloroplastic-like. Bases 177 to 2147 code for a protein of 656 amino acids. The transcript has a single exon. The record is from RefSeq and is a predicted model, not a curated record. Gene Ontology annotation, molecular function: zinc ion binding; RNA binding; protein binding. Lineage: Eukaryota; Viridiplantae; Streptophyta; Magnoliopsida; Gentianales; Rubiaceae. Gene Ontology annotation, biological process: RNA modification.
CCGACCUCCACUAGAUGGAGUAAGCGGACAGCGGCGGCCUUCUCCGAUGAUUCACUGAAGCUAAUUCCCGUCACUUAAUUAAACCGGUCCAAAGCUCCAAAAUCAAGAUUCCGUCCAGUAAUUAGCUGUCUCUUUUGCUAUGCCAUCACAAAACAGCACUAAAAUCUCUGAUUUAAAUGUGGACGCUUUACACUUCCCACACUCUUCAACCACACUACUUUCCACUCAACUUCCGGCCGGCUUCACGCUCACACCACCAAGCCACCGUCGCCUUCCGCCCCCCCACCGCCACCUCAACCACCCCCUCCACAAUUAAUCACAACCCAUCAAUUCAAUCUCUCUGUGAAAAGGGCCAGCUCAAACAAGCUCUUGAGCUCCUUUCCCAGGAGCCCUAUCCGACUCAACACACCUACGAGCUCCUCAUCCUCUCUUGCGCCAACCAACAUUCCCUCUCUGACGCCCUUAUUGUUCACCGGAAACUGAUCGAUAAUGGGUUCGAUCAGGAUCCCUUUUUGGCCACCAAGCUCAUCAAUAUGUAUCACGAGUUGGAUUGCAUUGAACGUGUCCGCCAAGUGUUUGAUAAAACUCUUAAGAAAACUAUUUAUGUAUGGAAUGCACUUUUUCGAGCAUUAACAUUAUGGGGUCGUGGUGAAGAAGUAUUGGGUCUCUAUAGCCGUAUGAAUCGGAUUGGAAUUCCGUCGGAUAGGUUCACGUAUACGUAUGUGCUGAAAGCUUGCGUUGCUGCUGAGACAUUGGGUUCAUUGCUACAAAAAGGGAAGGAAAUUCAUGCUCACAUUCUACGACAUGGGUAUGAGAGCCAUAUCCAUAUUAUGACUACUAUGGUGGAUAUGUAUGCAAGAUUUGGUUGUGUGGCAGAUGCAACUAGUGUAUUCAAUUCGAUGCAGGUGAAAAAUGUGGUUUCUUGGAGUGCUAUGAUUGCGUGUUAUGCAAAAAAUGACAAGCCAUUUGAUGCAUUGGAACUUUUUCACCAAUUGGUGCUUGACAACUGCGAUACAUUGCCUAAUUCAGUUACGAUGGUCAGCGUGCUUCAAGCUUGUGCUGCGGUUGCUGCAUUGGGUCAAGGGAAGUUGAUACAUGGCUAUAUACUUAGAAAAGGUCUUGAUUCCAUUUUACCAGUUAUCAGUGCCAUGGUGACUAUGUAUGCAAGAUGUGGUAAUCUUGAAUGGGGAAAACGCGUGUUUUCUCAGAUGGAGAAGAAGGAUGUCGUUGCUUGGAAUUCCAUGAUCUCGAGUUAUGGUAUUCAUGGGUUCGGAAGAGAAGCUAUUGAAGUUUUUAAAGAGAUGAUAGUAAGUGGAGUGUCACCGAGUCCAAUUUCAUUUGUUAGUGUAUUGGGAGCUUGUAGUCAUUCUGGUCUCGUUGAGGAGGGCAGAUUUUUGUUUGAAUCCAUGAUAAAAGAACAUGGAAUUACUCCUACUGUGGAACAUUAUGCUUGUAUGGUUGAUCUUCUUGGUAGAGCCAAUCGAUUAUAUGAAGCAGCAAAGAUAAUACAGGACAUGCGGAUUGAACCAGGAGCCAAGGUCUGGGGUUCUCUUCUUGGAUCGUGCAGGAUCCAUUGUAACAUUGAGCUUGCAGAGAGAGCAAGCAAGAGGCUUUUUGAGCUUGAACCUAGAAAUGCAGGUAAUUAUGUUCUUUUGGCUGAUAUCUAUGCAGAAGCUGAGAUGUGGAGUGAGGUGAAAAGAGUGAAGAAGCUUAUAGAAGCUAGGGGACUGCAAAAGGUUUCUGGUUGUUGUUGGAUUGAAGUAGGAAGAAAAGUUUACUCACUCACAUCUGUUGACGAGUUUAAUCCACAAAUUGAGCAGAUUCAUGCCUUGCUAAUAAAACUGUUCAUAGAGAUGAAGGAAAAGGGUUAUGUACCAAAAACCAAAGUUGUGCUUUAUGAUCUUGAAGCAGAUGAGAAAGAGCGAAUCAUACUCGGUCAUAGUGAAAAAUUGGCUGUUGCCUUUGGCCUGAUUAAUAACAGCAAAGGGGAGACCAUAAGGAUCACCAAGAACUUGAGGUUAUGUGAAGACUGCCACUCUUUUACGAAGUAUAUUUCUAAAUUUGCAGAUAGAGAAAUAUUAGUUAGAGACGUGAACCGCUUUCACCAUUUCAAAGAUGGAGUUUGUUCAUGUGCGGAUUACUGGUAACUCGGAAUUUGGUUUCAACUCUUUGAUUUUCAUUAUAGAAUCCUCUAUAGACCUCAUCUAAAGCUCGUAGAAAACCUUUUUUUUUUUAACUUUUGUUUUUGUACGGCUGGUUUUGUCUUCCGCAGGUACAGUUAUAAUUCUACUUCACAUUGUAUGUCAUAACCA